Molecule: messenger RNA, 266 nt
Organism: Prorocentrum cordatum
Lineage: Eukaryota; Dinophyceae; Prorocentrales; Prorocentraceae
Source: the annotation of a GenBank genome assembly
GUGCGAAGCUGACGAGUACCUGUUGGACGACCACGACCUCGCACCGACCUUCCCAGAGCCCGAGCAGUCGAUUCAUAAACUCAGGGAGUAUGUGGACACCACGAAGGAGGACAUCAUGCGUGCGUUCAACGGUGUCAAAGAGCAGUUCAACUCCGUCGGCACGACGGUCGCGGAGUCCAUCAAAGAUUGGGUCCAGGACGCGAAGCUCGAAUCUAUCGAGAUCAUUGGCGGCCCCGUGGCCAGGAAGUUCGACAUCCACUUCGCUG